Molecule: messenger RNA, 3450 nt
Organism: Rotaria sp. Silwood1
Lineage: Eukaryota; Metazoa; Rotifera; Eurotatoria; Philodinida; Philodinidae
Source: the annotation of a GenBank genome assembly
AUGUUUUCGCUCAGGUUUGUCUUACUUUUACUUUUUAUCUUACAUACUAAUGGUCGUAUUAUCAGUACAAAGACUUUAAAUUCAACUAAUCUAGAAAACAAUGAUUCAGUUGACAAAGUUUCUGUUAUUGAAGAAGAACAAAAUGAAGAAUUAAUAUCAUCACCUGAGACUGAAAAAUCUCAAUUAAUUCAAGUUAAAUUAACAGAUGUUCAACGAUUACUAUCGCCAUGUAUUGGUGCUUAUCCAUCAAAAAAACUUGCAUAUUCAAAAGAUAAAACAAAAUAUAUUCAAUGUCGUGACGAAUUUCAUUAUGAAAUUGUAUCAUGUUUAAAUGGUGGUGAAUAUAAUGCAGAAACAAAUUCCUGUGAUCUUAUUAUUACAAUGAUUAAUAAAUGUGAAGAAGAAAAACCAUGUUUAAAUAAUGGUCAUUGUAUAGCACGAUUAAAUUCAACAUUUAAAUGUAUUUGUCAUCCAGAUUGGACUGGUGAUAGAUGUGAAAUACCGAUAAACUCAUGUGUAAAAGAACCUUGUGGACCAAAUGCUUCAUGUCGUACAUUAAAAACGAUUGAUUAUGAGCAAGAUUAUGUUUGUAUUUGUCAUCAAUCUGAAAGUUAUGGUCUUAAUUGUCAAGAAGUUGUACCUAAUCCAUGUUUAACAAGUAAUGAACAAUUUUUUCCAUAUGCAUUUAGUCAACGUGCUUAUAUUCACUGUGAUGGUGAAAUUAUUAAUUUUCAACCAUGUAGUGCAUUACUUUAUUGGAAUCAAGAAGAAAAAAAUUGUAAUCGUAAACGACCAACAAAAGUUAUUUUACCAAAAUUAAAAAAAAAAUUAUCAUCAAAAUCUAAAAAGAAUAAACAAGAAGAGAAGAUUAUAGAAAACAUUAAUCAAGAAAUAAUUACAACGACUGUACAAAUUGAACAAAAAAAAAAAGAAGAAAAAAAUUAUGAUUCUUCGACUUUUAUUCCAACAUCAAUAGUCAAUACAGAACAAUCACAAUCGAAUAUGAAUACUCAACAAAUCCCUUUAACUCAAAAUGUACCUGAAAUAAAACAAAAAACUUCAGAUUUAUCAGAACCAUUAUUACAAUCAGUAGAUUCAAAACAUAUUCAUCAAGACCUACAACCUGAAAAUACCACACCACUUACUAUUCAAUCAGAACAAAAUGAAUCAUUGUCACAAACUAAUCUUCCACAAUCAAAUCUAACUUUUACUACUGACCAGUGGCUACAUCAAAUACCAGAAACAACAACACAAAAUGAUGAACCUAUUUUUCCUCAAUCAGGACAAGAUCAAAACCAACAAGAAUUCGUUGAAACAACUACACAACAUAAUGAACCUAGUCUUCCUCAAACAAUACAAGAAUCUAAUACUACUCGAGACCAAUCACAAUUUGAAGAUCAAAACCAACAAGAAUUCGUUGAAACAACUACACAACAUAAUGAACCUAGUCUUCCUCAAACAAUACAAGAACCUCAUAUUACUCAAAAUCAACAACAAUUUGAAAAUCAAAAUGAACACACAUUUGUCGAAACAAUAUCACAAAAUGAUGAAUUUAAUCUUCCACAAUCAACACAAGAAUCUAAUACUACUCGAGACCAAUCACAAUUUGAAGAUCAAAACCAACAAGUAUUCAUUGAAACAACUACACAACAUAAUGAACCUAGUCUUCCUCAGACAAUACAAGAACCCCAUACUACGCCAAAUGAACAACGAUUUGAAAAUCAAAAUCAAGAAACAUUUGUCGAAACAAUAUCACAAAAUGAUGAAUUUAAUCUUCCACAAUCAACACAAGAAUCUGAUACUACUCAACAUCAACAACAAUUUCAAAAUCAACAUCAACAGACAUUCGUUGAAACAACUACACAACCAUACAAAUUGAUUCAUUUACAAAAUUUUCGUAAUCAAAACCAUGAAAAGCCAAUCCAAUCAUGGCCGAAAAUACCAACAAACCAGUUUACUCUCAGUCAACUCGCCAAAAAAAUUCAUUCAAAUACAAAGAAUACUCAAAAUUUUGCUGUACAACCACAAUCAUGGCAUGGUUAUCAAGUUCAUCAAUUUAGACCAUGGUUAUAUGGUAUAAUUUUUUCUCUUUUACAUCUAUUAACUCUAAUUCUAUCGAAUGUCAUAGGUCAACAGCAACAAAGGUUUUUUGACACAACUACAACAGCAGAAAAUGUAGUUCAUUCACAAGAUUUUUCAAAUCAAAAUUCUCAAGAACAAGAAGAAGAAGAAGAACAAGAACAAGAACAAGAACAGGAACAAGAACAAGAACAAUCUCGAUUAAAUGUAUCAGCUACUGGAUUAACUGAAAAUCGAACGCCACAAUCAGCUAGUUUCUAUCUACAAAAUACUCAACCUUUUCUUGCACUACCACAAAGAUGGCAAAAUUCUCAAUCGUUUCAAACUCAACAACAACCAAAACCAAGUACUCUUGAGGAAACAUCAAUGGAUAAUAAUAAUCGUUUAAAUACAAGACUACAACAAAAUCAUAAUUUUGAACAUGGACAACAAAAUGAUGAAAAUCAACAAUCAUCGCAAAAUAAAGGAAAUAAUCAAAUACAUCAAAAUUUUAUUCAAUCUGGAACAUCAUUAACUGACAGUGAACGAUCUCCUGUAACAAAAGAACAAACUUUUAGUCAAUCUGUAGAAAAUCAACAAUGGACACCAACAUAUUCUUUACAUUCAUCUACUGAUUCGAAUAAUGUUCAAUUACAAAAUCUUCCACAAUCAAAUCCAGUUUUUGGUACUCAACAAUGGUUAAAUCAAAUACCAGAAAGAGAACCACAAGAUUAUCACCAUACUUUUACUCAAUCAACACAAGAUUUCCCCAAUCAAAAUCAUGAAAAACCAAUACAAUUAUCGCAAAAUAAAUUUCUCACUCAACAAUUUCAAAAUCAACCAAUAAAAUCUGAAUUUGAUGAUCAUCAUAUUGCAUUUCAAUUACAACCAUGGCAAAAAAUAUCAAAACAUAGUCUAAUUCUAAAACCUCAAUUGCGAUUACAAAACCAAUAUAAAAAAUCCUCAAUCGCUGAUACUUCUUCUCAAAUACCAAAUAGUCAAUAUGGCUUAGAUCAACAACAACAACAAGAUUUACUUAAUGAAAAUUCAUUUGAGCAUAUGCAAUCAGGGUCAAACAAUCAACAAUAUCAAAAUCCAACAAGUCAAUGGAAAGAUUUUGAUGACUCAAAACUACAAACUACUCACGGUUUUGCUACUAAUCCGUUGGUACCCUGGCACAUUCAACCAUGGUCACAAACUGGACAAUUACAUGCAAACUCUUUCGAAACAAUGAGAAAACCUAACAAAAACAUUCGUCCAGUAGAAGAUUUACAUCAAUGGCAAUCAAGUCGAACAGUUGAACAACAACAUCAACCGAAUUAUAAUCAAAUAAAACAACAACAAGCUCAAGAUUCGCUACCCACUUUAUCAUCAGGAUCAUGGUACUACUGA